GUCUUUUUUUGAUCCUCUCCAAGGUUUUAAGAAACACCAGGUUGCAUAAGAAUUUCCCAGAAUUCUUUUCGAAAAAUUUCUCCAUACACAAUUCGAGUUUGGAUCAAAUAGCUUGAAUAAAAAAUGAGUUUUACCAUUAAGCGAUCAGGUUUAGGUACCUGCAUGAAUGUCACAAAUUUUGGUCUUCACAGAAGAUCACCUUUAACAAUUUGUAGAUCUUCCUUUUCACCAUCUUUGAACCUUGGAAACAAGCCCGAAAGAACCAAUCUUUCAGUGUCGAAGCCCUUGCAUAUUUCAUCCAUCGAGAGUAUUGAUAAGGGGAAAAGGCCAGUCUUCCAGUGCAAGGCUUAUGAAGCUGACAAGUCACAGCCUAUUGAGGCAGCUGCUGUUGAAGUGAAAUCCGAAGCUGCAAAAAGGGUGAAAAUUGGGAUUUAUUUUGCAACUUGGUGGGCUUUGAAUGUGGUUUUCAAUAUAUAUAACAAGAAGGUUUUGAAUGCUUACCCUUACCCUUACCCUUGGUUGACUUCAACGUUGUCUCUUGCCUGUGGUUCUUUGAUGAUGUUAAUUUCAUGGGCAACAAGGAUUGCUGAGACCCCGAAGACAGAUUUUGAGUUUUGGAAGACUUUGUUUCCGGUUGCUGUGGCACAUACAAUUGGACAUGUAGCAGCAACUGUGAGCAUGUCUAAGGUUGCAGUUUCAUUCACCCACAUCAUCAAGAGUGGUGAACCUGCUUUCAGUGUUUUGGUUUCCAGGUUCUUGCUCGGAGAGACCUUUCCUCCAUCUGUUUACUUGUCCCUUGUUCCGAUCAUCGGUGGUUGCGCUCUUGCAGCAGUUACCGAACUCAACUUCAAUAUGACUGGUUUUAUGGGAGCUAUGAUCUCAAACUUCGCAUUUGUCUUACGUAACAUAUUCUCGAAGAAGGGCAUGAAGGGGAAAUCUGUUAGCGGAAUGAACUACUACGCUUGUCUAUCUCUGUUGUCUCUCUUAAUUCUCACACCUUUCGCAGUGGCUGUAGAGGGACCGCAGAUGUGGGCAGCAGGAUGGAAAAAGGCCUUAUCUGAAAUAGGACCACAGUUUGUCUGGUGGGUGGCGGCCCAGAGUGUUUUCUAUCAUCUCUACAAUCAAGUCUCCUACAUGUCACUUGAUGAGAUUUCUCCCUUGACAUUUAGCAUCGGGAACACCAUGAAACGUAUAUCUGUUAUAGUCUCCUCCAUCAUCAUCUUCCACACGCCGGUGCAGCCCGUCAAUGCUCUUGGAGCUGCCAUCGCUGUCCUCGGAACCUUCUUGUAUUCCCAGGCAAAAGCAUGAGGAAAAAUGGGUUUCGAGAAUUUUGAUGUAUCAUAGACGAUGAGAAAAAGCAAACAUCAUCUGAAGAAAGUUGGCUCAGAUGAGUGCAUGUUUUUAAUGUUCUUUAGCAUUAGAUUGAUGCUGGAUUUUGGUCAUGGUGUAGAUAUACUUAAUAAUGAUGAUGAUAAAUAAACAAUUCAUACGGUGGAUUAGUUAUGUCAUUGCUGACAUGAA
Hibiscus syriacus is the source of this 1521-nucleotide messenger RNA. RefSeq names its product glucose-6-phosphate/phosphate translocator 1, chloroplastic-like. Gene Ontology annotation, cellular component: Golgi apparatus; membrane. Gene Ontology annotation, biological process: transmembrane transport. The record is from RefSeq and is a predicted model, not a curated record. Gene Ontology annotation, molecular function: phosphoglycerate transmembrane transporter activity; antiporter activity; triose-phosphate transmembrane transporter activity. NCBI's taxonomy places the organism in Eukaryota, Viridiplantae, Streptophyta, Magnoliopsida, Malvales, Malvaceae. The coding region runs from base 124 to 1308 and encodes 394 amino acids. The transcript has 5 exons.